AUGCCGUCGCGUCGCAGUCACACCAAGUCCCGCAAGGGCUGUCUUGAAUGCAAGCGAAGGCAUGUCAAGUGCGACGAAGGGAACCCCAGAUGCAGUCUAUGCAAGAAACGCAAGCUGCAAUGCACCUAUCCUCCACCCUCUAGCGACACCGAUGGCCAGUCCUCCACUCCACACGAACUGAUGGACCUUACGGCUGGAUCCACCGAGCUCCCCUUACCCACACGACAGCUCGAAAUAAAGCUAUUUCACCAAUAUAUUACCGAAACCUAUGUCACCUUGCCCGAGCGCCAAUUGAACGCGGAAUACUUUCAGAAAACCCUACCCAAUAUUGCGGUAAACCAUCCGUAUCUACUGGACGCCAUCUUCGCCCUCUCCGCCCUCCAUAUUGCCUCCUUAGAGCCGGAUGAGAUUGAUAAUCGGCCAUGGCUGGAGGUCGCUCUUAAGUACCAGACACAAGCGUGCUCCGCAUUUAGUCGGGUGCUCACGGAGAUCACCCCGCAAAACUGUGGGCCAGCGUUCAUCUGCUCGGUCUUCAUCAUGGUCUGCGCGACAGCCUACCCGUCUGCUUCCCGGGGCGAUCAUCCGUUUGAGCCUCUAUACCAAGUGCUGGAGAUUCGUCGGCUGAUUGCCGGUUGCGCGUUUCUAUAUUACCAGCUCACAACGAACGAGCACAUGGAGGAAAUAAGCGGGUGGAUACCGAAGGAAGACGAGACUAUAGAGCUUCCGGAUAGUCCUUGGACUUCAAAGAUGGUUUCACUACGCAGCACUCUGUUGGGAUCACUUAACCAACUACGCAGCAAGAUUGAGAAUAAUCCCGGCCCGCACCAGACGGAAUAUAUAGACACGUGGGGAUUACUCGACGAUUCCAUUAAGCGAUGGCCAACGGGUGGUAAACGAGGCGGCAUCAUAUCGUGGCCGAUCCACAUCAGCGAAGCAUUCAUUAUUCUGCUCAAAGACGGAGAUUGGAUGGCGCGCAUCCUCUUUUUGCAUUAUGGUGUCGGCAUGCAUCUCCUCUCACACAAAUGGUUUGUUAAAGACUGGGGGCGUCGUCUAGUUACUGCCGUGGUGCAGCCUCUUGAAGAUAUUCCACCCGAAUGGACCACCACAAUUGCCUGGGUAAAGGAUGCUGUUGAAACUGCUGGGUAG
Molecule: messenger RNA, 1146 nt
Organism: Aspergillus wentii DTO 134E9
Lineage: Eukaryota; Fungi; Ascomycota; Eurotiomycetes; Eurotiales; Aspergillaceae
Exons: 4
Coding region: 1-1146 (381 amino acids)
Biological process (GO): regulation of transcription by RNA polymerase II
Molecular function (GO): DNA-binding transcription activator activity, RNA polymerase II-specific; zinc ion binding
Source: RefSeq, a predicted model, not a curated record